AUGUCUGAACAGAAUACCAAACAAUUUCCUGGCCCACGUGUUAUGUAUGAGACCACAACACUGGCUGGAAUACCGAGAGAGAGCAGCAAAAUAAUACUCAACAAGCCAGUUGCCCCCUUUGGGAUCAGCGAAAGAAAUUACUCAUCGCUUACCAAACUACUUAGAGUGAGCGCUUGGGCCUUGCGGUUUAUCCGAAAACUACAGAAGAAGAGCACAACCAAAGAACAGCUUACAUCAGACGAAAUAAGUCAAGCAAAAGUCAUGUGGGAGAAGUAUGUCCAAAAGAGUGCAUUUACACCAGAAAUCAAUACAGUCAAAAAAAAUUCAAGAAACAAUCUGACGAACCAAUUGGGCCUACAGUUGGAUGAACACGGAGUACUAAGGUGCCAUGGUAGAUUAAUCAGUGAAAACCUCCCAGAACACACUGCGUUCCCAAAACUCCUUCCUAGGAACCAUGUCUUCACAAGCUUAGUCAUCAACGGCUUCCAUGAAAAGCUGAUGCAUGCCGAUGCAUCUCACACUUUAGCAGCUACCAGAAGAGAGUUCUGGAUUCCACAAGGAAGAGCAACUGUACGAAGAGUUCUACUCAAAUGCUUGAGAUGUGGACUAUAUCAAGGAGGACCACACAGAAUGCCCGCAAUGGCUCCCUAUCCACGAUCACGAAUACAAGAAUCUCCAUCCUUUACAUACACUUGUCUUGACUAUCUUGAACCCUUGUAUGUGAAAGUCAGUCGGCCUUCAGCAACCCAAAAAGUCUGGUUGUGUCUGUUUACUUGUUUAGCUGUUAGGGCUAUUCACCUUUUGUCAAUCCAGUUGUGUAUGCAAUGA
Stylophora pistillata is the source of this 828-nucleotide messenger RNA. RefSeq lists its product as uncharacterized. The record is from RefSeq and is a predicted model, not a curated record. Lineage: Eukaryota; Metazoa; Cnidaria; Anthozoa; Scleractinia; Pocilloporidae.